Messenger RNA from Necator americanus (New World hookworm), 2628 nucleotides. RefSeq lists its product as uncharacterized. The record is from RefSeq and is a predicted model, not a curated record. Bases 1 to 2628 code for a protein of 875 amino acids. The transcript has 23 exons. NCBI's taxonomy places the organism in Eukaryota, Metazoa, Nematoda, Chromadorea, Rhabditida, Ancylostomatidae. Gene Ontology annotation, cellular component: cytoplasm. Gene Ontology annotation, molecular function: pyridoxal phosphate binding; glycogen phosphorylase activity. Gene Ontology annotation, biological process: glycogen catabolic process.
AUGGCUGCCCCGGCGGGCUCUCUCUGCUCCUCAAUCUCCUCGGAGUGUCGCGGUUAUCCAGGCAAACAGGCAGUGAUGAUGACCGAUUAUGAUCGCCGCAAACAGAUCAGUGUUCGCGGUAUAGCACAGGUGGAGAACGUCAGCAACAUCAAGAAGGCGUUUAAUAGACAUCUACACUUUUCCAUCAUCAAGGACCGUAAUGUUGCAACACCUCGAGAUUAUUACAUGGCCCUCGCCAACACAGUCAGAGAUCACCUAGUGAGCAGAUGGAUCCGCACACAACAACACUACUACGAGAAAGACCCUAAGAGGGUCUACUAUCUGUCUCUCGAAUUCUAUAUGGGUCGUACACUUUCAAACACAAUGAUGAACCUCGGACUUCAAGCCACUGUUGAUGAGGCACUUUAUCAGCUUGGUCUAGAGAUAGAAGAGCUUCAAGAGAUCGAAGAAGACGCUGGACUUGGGAAUGGAGGUCUUGGUCGUCUUGCUGCUUGCUUUCUUGAUUCAAUGGCUACAUUGGGUAUACCAGCUUAUGGUUAUGGGCUUCGAUACGAGUAUGGAAUCUUCAAACAACUAAUAAAGGAUGGUUGGCAGAUGGAAGAACCUGAUGACUGGCUACGAUUUGGCAACCCUUGGGAAAAAGCUAGGCCAGAGUAUAUGCUCCCGGUGAACUUUCACGGAAGAGUAAUUAAAGACGAGAAAGGAAAGUCCCAAUGGGUGGAUACUCAAGUCGUCUUUGCAAUGCCGUACGACACACCUGUUCCAGGAUAUCGUAACAAUGUUGUCAACACUCUCCGGCUGUGGAGCGCCAAGGCUGAGAAUCACUUUCACCUCAAAUUCUUCAACGAUGGUGACUACGUACAAGCUGUUAUGGACCGGAAUCUUUCAGAAAAUAUCACAAGAGUGUUGUAUCCUAAUGACAAUGUAUUCAUUGGCAAGGAGCUUCGCUUAAAGCAACAGUAUUUCUUGGUAGCAGCUACACUGCAAGAUAUUAUUAGACGUUUCAAGUCAAGCAAAUACGGUUGCCGUGAUGCGAUUCGCGUUAAUUUCGACUCUUUCCCUGAUAAAGUCGCCAUCCAACUGAACGAUACUCAUCCUUCCAUCGGAAUUCCUGAAUUAAUUCGUUUGCUCAUUGACGUUGAAGGACUGCCUUGGUCCCAAGCAUGGGAUAUAUGUGUUAAGACAUUCGCUUACACAAACCAUACUCUCCUUCCUGAAGCAUUAGAAAGAUGGCCAGUAUCAAUGCUACAGUCUAUGCUACCUCGCCACCUUGAAAUUAUCUAUGAUAUCAACCAGAAGUUUAUAGAGACGGUUUCCGCGCGUUAUCCCGGCGACUUCAGCAGAAUGCGCCGUAUGUCGAUAGUCGAAGAAGCUGAUCAAUUUGGAGAGAAACGUAUUAACAUGGCUCAUCUGUGCAUAGUUGCUUCGCAUGCCAUCAACGGUGUCGCUGCAUUGCACUCGGAACUACUCAAAAGCAACACAUUCAAAGACUUCUAUGAGAUGUACCCAGAGAAGUUCCAGAAUAAAACAAAUGGUAUUACACCACGUCGUUGGCUUCUUUUGUCAAAUCCUUCACUUGCCGAUCUUAUUGCGGAGAAAAUUGGAGAAGACUGGAUCACGAAUUUGGAUGAAUUGCAAAAAUUGAAGGAAUUCGCUAAUAAUCCUAGUUUCCUCGAUCAACUUCGCCGCGUGAAGCAAGAGAACAAGAUGCGUGUUGCUCAGUACAUAAAUGAGGACUACAAUGUAGAUGUCAAUCCUGCCAGUAUCUUUGAUAUCCACGUAAAACGAAUUCAUGAAUACAAACGGCAACUAUUGAACAUUCUGCAUGUCAUUGCGCUUUAUAAUAGAAUAAAGGCAAAUCCAAACAUAGACAUGGUUCCGAGAACGUUUUUGUACGGUGGAAAGGCUGCUCCCGGGUAUCACAUGGCAAAACAGAUUAUUCGACUCAUCACUAGCGUAGGAGAGGUUGUAAACAACGACCCCAUUGUUGGUGAUAAACUGAAGGUCGUAUUCCUCGAGAACUAUCGCGUGUCUAUGGCAGAGAAGAUAAUUCCGGCUGCGGAUAUCAGCGAACAGAUCUCAACGGCUGGCACGGAAGCUUCUGGAACAGGAAAUAUGAAGUUCAUGCUCAAUGGAGCCCUAACCGUUGGGACACUCGAUGGAGCUAACGUUGAAAUGGCCGAGGAAAUGGGAAUGGAAAAUAUUUUCAUCUUUGGAAUGAACGUUAAAGAGGUUGAAGACCUACAGAAUCGCGGGUACAAUGCUGAGGAGUUCAUUAAUAAGAGUCCAGUCUUAAAGCAGAUAGUCGAACAAAUCGAGGCUGGCAUGUUCACUCCAGAACAACCGGAUCAGCUACGUGAUCUCACUAAUAUGUUGCGGCGUCAUGAUAGAUUCCUAGUUUGUGCCGACUUUGAUGCGUAUAUUGCAUGCCAGGACAAGGUAGCCGCAACAUACCGAGACCAGGAAAAGUGGUGCCGAAUGGCGUUAAUGAACAUCGCUUCCACUGGCAAAUUUAGCACGGAUCGAACCAUCAUGGAAUAUGCCCGUGAAAUUUGGGGAAUUGAACAUGGGGAGACCGCCCUACCAGCCCCUUAUGAGCACAUGGAUGGAGUGGAAAACCCACAGUAA